UUUCUGUUCUUUCCGCCGACAUUGGGGAAACGUGCUGUCUUUCUUUCUUCACCUAAAUAAUAUUAUCUUACAUAAACAACAGUCUUCAUUUAUGCAUUUCACUUCAUCUAGCAUCAUUCAAAGCUAUCUUAAAUUAAUUAAGCCUUUUGAGAUUUGAAAAAAAAUGUCAAAGUUUGGAACUUCAUUAUUGGUGCCUUCUGUCCAAGAGCUUGCAAAGAAGCCCAACUUACAAGUUCCAGAACAAUAUCUUCAUCCAAAUCAAGACUCUCUUGAUGUAUCAAAUACAACUUCUUUGGAACAAGUCCCAAUCAUUGAGCUAAGUAAAUUGUUAUCUGAAGAUGCAACUGAGUUAGAGAAGCUAGACCAUGCAUGUAGAGAAUGGGGUUUCUUCCAGCUGAUUAAUCAUGGAGUCGAUCCCUCCUUAGUGGAAAAUGUGAAGAUAGGCGUUCAAGAGUUCCUAAGUCUUCCGGUGGAUGAUAAGAAGAAAUUUCAACAAACACCAGAAGAUAUGGAAGGGUUUGGUCAAUUGUUUGUUGUAUCUGAGAAUCAAAAGUUAGAAUGGGCAGAUUUAUUUUUCACUACGACUCUUCCGAACUAUGCAAGAAAUCCCCGCUUAUUUCCAAACAUUCCCCAACCAUUAAGAGAUAAUUUAGAAAACUAUUGCUUAGAUCUGAAAAGAGUUUGCAUCGCAAUCAUCAAAUAUAUGGAAAAAGCUCUUAAAGUUGAAUCAAAUGAAAUGCUAGAGAUAUUCGAUGAUAUAACUCAAUCAAUGAGAAUGAAUUACUACCCUCUAUGUCCCCAACCAGAAAAUGUUAUUGGACUGAAUCCUCAUUCUGAUGCAGCGGCCUUAACCAUCCUUCUCCAAGCCAAUGAUAUUGAAGGUCUCCAAAUAAGAAAAGAUGGACAAUGGAUCACUAUUAAACCAUUCACCAACGCUUUUGUCAUAAACGUUGGAGACAUUUUGGAGAUACUAACCAAUGGAAUAUAUCGGAGUAUUGAACAUCGAGCAACAGUUAACUCGAAAAAAGAGAGGAUUUCCAUUGCCGCAUUUCACAGGCCUCAAAUGAGCAAAGUUAUAGGUCCAACACCAACACUAGUUACUCCUGAAAAGCCUGCAUUGUUCAAAACACUUAUUGUAGAAGACUACUACAAAACAUUCUUUUCACGCCAACUGCAGAGAAAAUCAUGCCUCGAUCUUAUGAGAAUCCAAAAUGAGAAUAGUAAGUGAGAAUAAUAGUAUAGCACUAUCCAGGUUAAAAAUAAAUAUGUUCUCAAAAUAAAGAUUACCAUAUGUGGUAGCUAAUAUACAAUAAAUCGACUUUAUUAUAAAUAUAUUCUGGUCUUAUUGGACACUGAGAUUUUUGUGUGUGACAUAUACCAAAUUGGAUCAAUUUAUAGUUUUUUUUUUAAUUUUCUAGAAACAUUGAUUCAUCAAAGCACCAAAUUAGAUAGUGAAAUGUAAAAAAGAAAUAAUCAUGAAAGUUAAAGUAAUAUCAAAAUUUAAACCAGCUUAAAAAGUAAGUCAUAGAGAUGAAAUAUUUAUGUGAAUUUCAGCAUAUCAUUGGUUACUGGUUGAGUACCCAGACAAUAAAGACGAGCAAGGAAUGCACAAUUGACCCCUUUAAAAAGGUAGCCAUCUCAAAUAUGAAAAGAUGCAUGAGGAUUCUUUCCACUACACUUGACCCAUGACUCUUUGAAUUUAGCAUCACUUAAUUUCUCGCUGAAAAGGUUGCUGGUUUCUACUCGUGAGACAACACAACACCUAUUCCCACUCCAUAAGCAUCACAUUUAACUUGGAACACUUUGUCAAAAUCAAAAAGUGCUAAUACUUGGGAGGUAUAUAGUUCAUGAACUUCCCUUUCUUCAGACACUCAGUAAUUAGUGCAGUGGUAGCACUUAAAUCCCUGAUAAACCUCCUAUGGAAGGUGGUCAGACCAAGAAAUCUACAAACUUCAUUCAUUGAUUUAGGUGUAGGUCAAUCCCGCACUCACCUUCUCUUCAUCAACCUAAAUUCCUUUUUCACUGACAACAAAGUCUAAGAAGAGUAAUUUGUUGGUGUUGAAUGUACACUUUUUCAAAUUAAUGUAAAUCUAAUUCUCUUGUAAGACUUGCAAAACUUGCUUCACAUGCUCCAAUGCUCUUUAUUGGUUUUACUAUAAAUAAGAAUAUAAUCUAAAUAAACCAACAAGUAAAUGAACACAAAACAUGAUUCAUCAAUCUCAAGAAGGUGCUAAGGGCGUUUGACAACAAAAAAAAGCAUCACCAACCAUUCAAACCAAAUGUCAAAUCCAUAAUCUUUUAAUCUAUUUAAAAAAUCACAACCACCGCACUAUAAUAAUAAUUUGUGAUUGAAAUGAUUUAUAAAAUAAAUUUUAAUCAUUAUCAAGAAAAAUGUUUUAGAAAUUUUUCCAACAAACACUACAUCUCAUAAGAUUUUUGGAAAGGUCACCUUGACCACUUUUAAGUAACACACUAUACGCUGCUAGAUUGUCUCCUCUUCUAACAAGGCCUUUGACGUCACUGGCUUGGAGAAGAAUGGUUAAUGCAGCAGCAUCAGAAUGAGGAUUCAGUCCAAUAACAUUUUCUGGUUGUGGACAUGGAGGGUAGUAAUUCAUUCUCAUUGUUUGACUUAUAUCAUCAAAUACCUCUAGCAUUUCAUUUGGUUUAACUUUAAGAGCUUUUUCCAUA
Messenger RNA from Vicia villosa (hairy vetch), 2688 nucleotides. Its product is annotated as protein SRG1-like. Bases 164 to 1228 code for a protein of 354 amino acids. The record is from RefSeq and is a predicted model, not a curated record. NCBI's taxonomy places the organism in Eukaryota, Viridiplantae, Streptophyta, Magnoliopsida, Fabales, Fabaceae. The transcript is spliced from 6 exons.